Messenger RNA from Thlaspi arvense, 1787 nucleotides. Lineage: Eukaryota; Viridiplantae; Streptophyta; Magnoliopsida; Brassicales; Brassicaceae. The record is from the annotation of a GenBank genome assembly.
ACAUAACUUCCUCAUUCUCUAUCUCUCUCUCUCUCUAGAAAUGGAUAAAAGCAAAACGUUUGGAGAACAAUGGAGGUUUAAUCCGGCGUUUAAACCGCCUGAAACGCCGUUAGAUUCUAUGGAGUUUUUGUCACGCACGUGGAGCGCUUCCGCAACUGAAGUUUCCAGAGCCGUCGUCGUGUCUCCGACUUCUCAACCGCCGCAAAUGCGUUUCUCGGAGAUCCAGAGCGUUUCUGACGUCACUUUGGUGCCGGAAGAUGAAGAGAACGGCGUCGUUUCAGGAAACACUUUCUCUUUCGCUUCCUCUGAAACUUCUUUAAUGGUCAUGGAACGUAUCAUGGCUCAGUCUCCGGAGAUUUCAUCGCCACGGACCUCAGGGAGACUUUCACACAGCUCCUUCACCGAUAGCCCUCCAAUCUCUCCCUGCGACAUCGACGACUUUAAGCAAUUCUACCGUGUAAGCCCAUCCUUCAAUGGUCACAUACGUGGUCCAUCCGCCGUCUCCGGCGUCGCCGGAGGAUCUAAAACUGUCGGCCGGUGGCUGAAGGACCGGAGGGAGAAGAAAAGAGAGGAGACACGUGCACAAAACGCACAACUCCACGCGGCUGUAUCUGUAGCCGGCGUGGCCGCCGCAGUGGCUGCGAUCGCUGUAGCCACCGCCUCUCAGUCAAGUUCUGGAAACGACGAGCAAGUGGCUAAAACUGACUCAGCGGUGGCUUCAGCCGCAACUUUAGUGGCGGCUCAAUGUGUGGAAGCCGCGGAGAUUAUGGGAGCUGAUCGCGAGCACUUGGCCUCCGUUGUUAGUUCUGCGGUCAACGUUCGUUCCGCCGGAGAUAUCAUGACUUUGACCGCCGCCGCGGCCACAGCGUUGAGAGGAGCUGCGACGUUGAAGGCGAGGGCAUUGAAGGAGGUAUGGAACAUUGCGGCAGUGAUUCCGAUGGAGAAGGGAAUACCAAAAGGUGGUGUAGGCGGCGGUUACGGAGGCGAUUUAACACCGGAAGAUAAUUUUCUUGGUGUUUGUAGUAGAGAAUUGCUAGCUAAAGGUUGUGAAUUGCUUAAACGCACCCGCGAAGGCGAUCUUCAUUGGAAAGUUGUUUCGGUAUACAUAAAUACAUCAAAGCAGGUAAUGUUGAAGAUGAAAAGCAAACUUGUUGCUGGGACCAUUACAAAGAAGAAAAAGUAUGUGGUGGUGGAAUUGGUCAAGGCUUUACCAGCGUGGCCUGGCCGCGAAUUGCUCGAGGGCGGAGAGAAUUUGAGGUACUUUGGCCUUAAAACGGCGGAGAAAAGAGUGAUUGAAUUCGAGUGCAAAAGCCAAAGGGAGUAUGAUCUUUGGACACAAGGUGUUUCCACGCUUCUUUCCAUUGCUUCUGAUAGGAGACAUAAAUGUUGAAUUAAGGUAUAGUCUUGGGUUAAGUCAGUACGAAAUGGAAACUAAUGGGACAAAUUUGUAAUAUCUCUCUUUCUUAGGGUGCUUUUUUUUUUUUAGAAUGGGUCUAAAACGUCUAAUUUAUGAAAAGUAAGAUUAUUGUAGUAGAAGAAUAUGUAAAUUACAUAAUAUUCUCGUUUUGUAAGCUACUAUGGUGAUCGGGGAAAUCGGAGGAAGGUAGGGGUUGAAAGUUGAAUUUCUUUUGUUUCUUUUGGGGUGAUUGUAGUAUAGAAAGAAACUGUGUGUGCUUUGAUUCAUGUUUUCGAAAAGUCUUGUGUAAUCGGGUUAAUCUCAUGAGCAAAGAGGCAAAGAGUUCACUUAAGUAAAAGAUUGUUGAUUAUUAUUCAUAAAGCAAAAAAAC